UUACCGGUAUUUAUUUUACCUGUCCAUAAUUUAAAUCUAUAAUAUACUACGUGUACAACAAACUGGCAGAUUAUGACAAUUUUAUAAAAUUAAUCUACAUAGCAAUCAACUGCUCCAACACGAAGCAAACUCGACAUGGAUGAAUCAAACGGAAACAAAAUAAACGAUAACAUUGGAAUAUCUGACCGGAAUAAUGGCGGACAAAAUGAUGAGAAAGACAAUAAAGAUGAUACUGGAGAGGUGAAUGUAUGUUCUUUUAAUAUGGAUUGUGGUGCAAAAUGUGAAUUGGAACACGAAGGAAUAAAUGACAACAAGGUGCAAGAAAAUAGACCGCCAUCGACAAAAGAUACAAAUAGAGAUGUUGACAAAGAGGCGAGUCUAACAUUACCAGUGGAAUGGGACAACACGGCAGAUAUUCCAACUUUACACUUUUCAUUUAUUAUAAACCUACUUCUGCCUAAGCAUUUGAUAUCGAAAAGAAACCCAAAAGUAGAACAAGAAAUUGACAAACUCAAUACUAGAGGUCGUCAGCAGUAUGGAGAAGAUCCGCCAUCAAAAUACAUUGCCGUUGGUAGUAGUGCAGAAUGUUACGAAAUUCCACGAAUGAUCUCAAAAGAACCUCUUAAGAUGCCAAUAGGUGUUCAACACAGUGACAUAGAUGUUCUUGUGGCAUGGAAUUCGCGACGCAUUAGAGAACUCGACCUUCAAGCUUCUGAUAAACAAAAAGUUGUUUUAGAAAUAGAAGAAGUACAUCCGGGCUACUGUAGACUGUAUAUUAACGAUCCAGAAUCUGUUCUUCGGGGAGUUGAUCCAUCGACUGCAAUAUGGGUUGAAAAAAGGGGAUUUUUUAAUGCAAAAAAAGUUAGAGAUGAUAUCAAAUCUUUAAUGGAUCAAAUUGGUUUUGAGCAAUCAACCGAUAAAUUUAAGUUAAUUGUAGAUCAGAAAGGUCCAGCAGUUGGACUUGAAGACAUCACUGCAAGAACUUUAAAAUUGUUUCAAUCGAGUACAAGCUUGCAACAUCCUCGACAAGAGAUGGUUGCCGCAUUACCAAUCUCGUGGCCCAAAAUUGCAAAUAAUUGGACGUUUAGACAGAGAACAAACAAUUGGUUGUCAGAUCCGUUAAUAAAAUCUAUUGUUGACGAAGGAUGCCAUGUUGUUCCUGUUUCACACCGACACACCAAACAUCCUGACAUAGAAUGGAGAUUGUCGUUCGCAACGUCAGAAGUAAAGUUAGCUAAAGACGUUGUAACAGAUGACCAAAGACAGUGUUAUGUAUAUUUGAAAUUACUUCGACAAGUAAGAAUGAAAGGCUUGGAUCUCCUCUCUUCCUAUCACAUGAAGACAGCUUUUCUUUACUCCUGUGAACGGCUUCCGACUGAGUGUUGGCAUGAAAAUCAAGGAGGAUGUAUUUUAUACGUUCUCGAUACGUUGAUAGCAUUUGUAAAAGACCGAUGGCUUCCUAGUUAUUUCAUACCAGAAAAUAAUCUUCUUGAUCAUUUAACUGAAGAUGAAUUCAAUCACCUUGAUAUUCUAUUAGCUUCAAUCCGAACGGACCCAAUAUCUCCAGUGUUAGAGUUUACAGACACCAACAUUAUUGCAAACCAAAGUGCUGUGCUACCAUUUAGACAUUUUAUUGGACCAGUUUUAGAUGAUUUUAGAAGGUUCAAAGUUCACAGGAAUAGAGAGGAAUCAGCAAAAGAGUUUAUUCAAACACUUAUUUCAUUUGUUGCUGCACUUUUAGUUGAUGAUAAAGUGGAGGAUUCAGUUCAUUAUUUGGCAGACCUUUACGACUUCCUAGAAACAUGCGCACCAUCUGAUUGUUUUAGCAAAUAUUUAUAUUCCUUUAUUUCCCAAUGGAAAAUAGUAACACAGUGCAUCAGGUGUCUUGAGGUUUCCGUUGAUUUUUACGCAAACAAAUAUCCGGAUAUUAGAAAUGUGAAUCAAUACCUUGGUAACUUUUACCAUGCUUAUUCAUUUCAACAUCUGAAGGAUUCUCAAAUAAGCCGCCAACUACUUUCAAAGGCAACUGACUAUUUCAAUCGGUAUAUGCAAGAGAAAGGAUUGUUAGACUCUGUCAGUGUAGAUUUUGCUCUCUGUAACUUGGCAGCUGGACGCACCGAUAUGUGCAUUUCUCAUUUGAAGGAUUAUGUCUAUAGUAGCUGCGACACCCAAGACAAUUAUACUAAUAUCAACGAUACAAAACUCAUAACAUUAGAGAAAACUCUGAGAAAAGAUUUAAUCAGCCUGGUUGGAGACCCUAUUAGAAUGAUUAAUUUGCCGUCUUUUCCACUUGCGUUAUACCUGUUGUUAGUCGCAUGCCAAGCUGAUAACAACAUUAAAGGUUUACCUGAUGAAAUCUUAGAUAAAUUUCAACACUACUGUCAGCAAUCUAACACGUUUUGGAGUAACUACUUACAUGGUCUUUUCUUAACACAUUUACAACUUUGGGAAGAAGCUGAAGCUGCUUUUCACAAAGCGAAUACAAUUACCGGAUGCCAGUAUUCAAGGUGGAAAGAAAUUGCAUGUCAUAUUGAGAAUCUGUUGUAUAAAGGAAAGCAUUCAGAAAUCAUUGAAUAUAUGGAAGAUAUUUCUACUAAAGCAUCUGGUGCAAGUCGUGAUGCUGUGGUUAACAUAGUAGCAUUUCAGCUCAGUUCAGCAAGUAAAGCAGUCCAGUUUACCGACAACCUGGAAGAUUUGAAUCUAUCAACGUUUAAUGGAAAUCUUGCAUGUUUACAUUUUGCAUCAGCAUUUGAGUAUCCAGAUGAAUCAGAUGAAAGAAUAACUGCUUUAGUCAGAGCUGAAACAUUGUUCUGUACAUUCCUAUCAGAAAUACCGAAUGCAGAGUCUGCUACUACGGUGGACUAUGCUGCAUUUCUUUGUAACCAAGAAAGAUGGUCGGAAGCGAUCGAUAUUCUAGAUUCGUUUCUAUCUAAGGCAAAUACAAAUAAAUGUAGCAAUUCUUACGGAACUAUGGAAUAUCUCACACUCGAUGAUUUUCUUAAAAAGGAAGUGGAUACUCACACUAAAAUGGAAGCUCCCUCAAGAUCAUUUGCCUAUUAUUAUACUAUCAAAUGCCUAGUGAAGUUAGGGGAACCAGAUCAUAAGAUAAAAGGUGUCAAAGCUGCAUUCAGUAAGUUCUGUGCAGAGAUUAAAAACAGCAGAUCAUUCAGUCUUCUUGGAUACAGUGAGAUGCUUAGGGAAAACUGGUACAGGGCUGAACAUUGGUUUUGCAAAGCUGUUGAAAUUGCAUGGGACUAUACAGCUGCAAAACAAAAUUUUAAUUUGUGUAAAUCGAAAAGGUCAUCGGAUAUUAAUGAAAAGUACGAGGAGAAAUAUAUUCCUCUCUGUGUAGCAGCUGAAUUGAAUGGGAUUAUGCCAUUGCAAAUGUAAAACAAUAAUAAAAUUAGAGCUGAAUAAAAUCAAACUCUAUUUCAAUGACUGAUCUUAUGUAACUGUAAAUAUGAUAACAUUAUUUCAAAACUAUCAUAUGCAUUUGUAUUCCUACAUUUAUGCAGUGUACAAGCCCUUUCGCAAAGAUAUAAACCCCUGCAGAAAAUGGAAGAAGAGAGGCACGGGUAACAAAUAUGUAGGUACAAACUGCAUGACAAGACUACAAUAGACUUAAACAAGUGUACUCUGUCACAUUUGUUAUGUAGAUAUAAGAAAAUGUGGUAUGGGUGCCAAUUAGACAACUCUCCAUCCAAGUCACAAUUUGUAAAAGUAAACCAUUAAAGGUCAAAGAACGGUCUUCAACACGGAGCUUUCAAACAUUCUGGCCUCCAUCAUCACUCAAUAGACAUUAAUAGUUGACAUGCAUAAUUGGUGCAUUGAAAUUUUUAACAUUAAUGUCAAUAUUACAAAUGGGUCGAAACCUCUGCUGGUGAAUUGUCAAGACACCAAGGGGUACAAGCAAGAAAUAAAUCAAGGCAGCAGCAGAUUUUAAAUACCACCAAAGGUAAUUGUAUGUGAGAAGAACUUACAAGUAGUAUUAUGUAUUCUUCAUAUAGCAAGAUCAUUGAAACGAACUGAUAUAACCAUAUUUUGUUUUGCCAUAAAGAGACAACGAUUAAGGUUAUAAUAGCAAUGCUGAAGUGAAGUCAUUGAAUCUUGUAUUCUGUGGAAUAAAUAUUGAUUCACUUAUUUUGUUCUUGGAAUCAUGACCAAAAAUUGUUCAGUUAUUUUCAGAACUAUUCACAUUUGCUAUUGAAAUUGUCAUGGACCUUGUUUCUCUGCACUAAAUUUGUUAUGAUGUUCAAAACCUACUUUUAUAGACGUAAUACAAUAAGGAUUUUUCGCAUUAUUGAAGGCUGUAUGGUUGCCUAUAAUUGCUUACACCCACUUCAUUUGAACUUUGGUGGAUAUUUGUCUCAUUGGCAAUCAUACCACAUUUUCUUUUUUCAUAUUUAAAAAUAGAACUUUGGUGGAUAGUUGCCUCAUUGACAAUUAUACCACAGUUCCUUGUUUCAUACUCAAAAUAAAGUUUCUGAUAUAAGAGUGUCACAAGUCAUAAUUUACUAGUAUACUCAAGAAAGUACUCAUUAGUUUACUUUAAGCAACCAUGUGCAUUA
Molecule: messenger RNA, 4568 nt
Organism: Mytilus trossulus (common blue mussel)
Lineage: Eukaryota; Metazoa; Mollusca; Bivalvia; Mytilida; Mytilidae
Exons: 2
Coding region: 136-3390 (1084 amino acids)
Molecular function (GO): protein binding
Source: RefSeq, a predicted model, not a curated record